AGGGCCCGGAAGUGUCCAGGAACGGUCCUUGAUAGUAAUAUAAAUAUAAAAUGUUUGUCUAAUAAAAUUAUUUACUAAAAAUGAGAGCUUUACUCUACUAUCUGCUUUCGUUUUCAGUGGCAAAUGCUGAAAUUCAUCUGAUGCUCAAUACAGAGCAUAUUAAUGUACAGAUAGGGGAUAAACCAGAUUUACAAUGUUACACCGAGGAGAGCGCAAGUUUCCUAAUAAUGAAUCCCUUAACGUGGCAAAAAAUAGACAGGGAUGGUUCAAAGCUAAAAAUAUCAACGUUUGCAAAUGUUGAGACUCGGUUUGAGCAAGAGUAUGAUAUUGAAAUAGAUACUAAUGCAACAGGCCUUAUAUUUACACUUCAAUUUCUUCAAGGGAUAAAGGAAGAGCAUGAUGGAUUUUUCAGUUGUGCGAUUCACUCUCAAAAUGACCAGGUUUUAGCGGAAAAAUCAGUAGAAGUUUCUGUUAUUCUGGCCAUCACAAACCCGAUAACCAAUAAUCCUUUCAGUUCUACUGAAUCGUCAAUUGUUUCUGAGGGCCAAAACCUUUGUGAUUACACAGGCAUUAUUCAAUGCUUACCUAAUGCAGAUCCAAAUUUAUUGUCACUGUUCAUAAUACCGAGUUUCAAUGAUUCAGCUAAGAUUGAUCAAAUAUGCAGAUCUCUUGAAGAUAUAUAUAUUUGCACGAAAACAAAGUUAGAAUCCUGUUCGAGAGGUGCCCGUUUGAAGCGAGAUGUCAUGUUUUCUGGAGCCAGAUUUAUAUGUAAUACAGACAGAAGAGCAUUCCUCGAUAAUGUAGGAUGUUUACAAAAACUGACAACAGCAAACACUUUUUUACAAUGUUUGAAUGGUAUACGUGCAGAACUUGGAAACUAUUUUAUUGGAGUGAAAGACGUCUUCAGUGAAACGAAAGAAUUCUGCAGGUUAGCAACCAACUGGACUACUUGUUUUGUGGAGACAGCAAAAUCUAUAUGUGACCACCAAGGGCACACAUAUAUGUAUAAUUAUGUUAUGCAAAACUAUGCACCCGUGAACGAUACUUUACACUGUGAUCUCUUGUCAGAUACAGUACCCACUGGGAGCCACUGUUUAAGCUACCCUUGCUUCAAUGGAGGAACAUGCAUCCAGAAUCCAGAUGCAUACGAGUGUUUAUGUCCUAAUAAAAUCUUUGGAAGCCGAUGCGAGCUCGGUGUAGGCGGAUGCCCGGGGUACCCAUGCUAUAAUGGCGGGUCAUGUUUUGCUGAUGAAAGUGGACAAAGAUGUGAAUGUCCGCAAGACUUUCCUGGUCUUCAUUGCGAAGGUACAAUUAAAGACAUAACUACAGGAUCACCAUCUGAAGUAACAGCUUCGGAAACGACACCUGAGAUUACGACAUCAACACCUAGUUUGUGUGAAGAGGUAAAGGCUGAUGUAUGUCGUCAAUUUGGUAUUACAAAAACCACAUUUCCUAACUUUUUCUCCGGUUAUACACAAGAAGAAGCAUUAAGAGUUUUCAAUAAUCCCAUCUUUAAAAGGAAUAUGAAUUGUUCCGAUAAUGCCAUCUUAUUCUACUGUUCUUCGUUAUUUCCAAAGUGUGACAAUGGAAAGAGAGAGUUUCCGUGUAAAGAACUCUGUCUAGCUGUUUACAACGAAUGUGGAACGGUAUCAAUUCUGAAUGAUGUCGACGACUGCCGCUACUAUCCCAAUGAAGACUGUAUUUCCCCGUUACCAUCAAUGAAACAACCAUUAACAACACCAUCUUACACACAUACGUUUUCAAAUACAAUUAUAGACAGUACUACAGGAUCACCAUCUGAUGUAACAACACCGGCGGAAACGACACCAGAGAUACCGAAAUCAACGCCAAGACGGUGUGAAGAGGUACAGGCUGAUGUUUGUCGUCAAUUUGGUAUAACUAAGACGACAUUUCCGAACUUUUUCUCCCAGUACACACAAGAAGCUGCAUUAGACACAUUCAAUAAUUACAUCAUUAAGGAGAAUAUGAGUUGUUCCGAUAAUGCCACCCUAUUCUACUGUUCUUCGUUCUUUCCAAAGUGUGAAAAUGGAAAGAUAGAACUUCCAUGUAAAGAACUCUGUUUAGCUGUUUACAAUGAAUGUGGACCAUUAGCAGGCCUGGGUGAUGACUGCAACUAUUAUCCCAAUGAAGAUUGUAUUUCCUCAUUACCACCAUGGAUACAAUCAUCAACAACACCAUCUAACACAAUAACAUAUUCAAGACAGCAAACACAGCAACCAGCCGUUUGUAACACCGCGAUAGAUGAGUGUAUCUCAAAUGUCGGAGAAUCAUGGGUUCAAGAUUUAUUGAAAGGAAGAUUGUCGGUUAUUACGUCUUUAAAUAUUGAUCAUGUAUGCAGUGUACUGGAUCAAAUAUAUUUUUGUACUGAUUCCAAACUCCAAGACUGUAGUGAUGGUCUUAAACUUGUUUUGUCGACUGUCGUCACCUCUGCAAGAUAUAUCUGUAAUACAGGCAAGCAAGGAUUCACACAUAACAGGCACUGUUUUACGUAUCCAACAAUUCUAUCUGAUUUGCAACAGUGUACAUUGAAUCUAAUCCAGGAUUUCCCGAAUGUACAGAAUGUUUCUUUGGUCGAAAGUAGGGAUGAAAUAUGUGGGUUAUUUAGGACAUGGAGAUCCUGUAUGAUUGAGCCUAUAAAGAAAGAAUGUAAUCAAUAUGCAUUAAUAUACAUGCAGUCGUUUAUUGAUGAAUCGUUGAGAUCAGUUAUAGACAAUCUUCACUGUAAUGCAGGAUUUAUUUCAAAUCCUACAAUCAGUUCUCCUGUGACACAAUCUAUAACACAGGUACCAGGAAAAUGUGAUUUCAUGGGCGCUCUUCAAUGUUCUAAAACAGUAGGAACUGAAUCAAUCCAGAGAUUCGUUACUGCGAGUUUUACAAAUAUAACCGAUGUUGAAAGCUUUUGUGGGAGUCUUGAACGCGUUUAUUUGUGCAUAGGAACAAAGUUGGAUUAUUGUUCUAAAGAUAUCCGUCUACUGAGAGAUGUUGUUUUGAGCGGUUCAAGAUACCUCUGUAAUACAGAUAGAAAUGCACUACUGAACAGCAUCGGAUGUAUACAGAGAUUGGGAAUGGUUAAUGUUACUGCACACUGUACGAACAGAAUAGCAGAAGAGUUUACACCAUACAUCUUGGGAGAGAAAAGCGUCUUUAAUCACACCGUCGAAUUUUGCAGGCUAGGAACAAGCUGGACUACAUGCUUUUUGGCCAAAGCAGAAACUGUUUGCGACCAGAAAGGGUACUCAUAUAUGUAUAAUUAUAUGAGACAGACCUUCAUACCUUUAAACAAUGCACUUAAUUGUGAUCUUUUAUCUGGAAUUAUUGAAUCAACUGCAUCAGAACCUGAACUUGAACCGACGCCAGACACAACUACGGCAGAAACAAAACGACAAAACGACUGUCAGAGUUCACCAUGCUAUUUUGGGGGAACAUGCGUUCAGCAGCUUGAUGGAUAUUGCUGUAUUUGUCCAAGUAAUUUAUUCGGCAGAAGAUGUGGAAUGGGUAAUUUUGGAUGUCCAGAAUACCCUUGUUUUAAUGGAGGUACGUGCGUUACAAAUGAUGUCGGAAGUACCUGUCUAUGUUACCACGGAUAUACUGGAAAGCAUUGUCAAGAUCAAAGAACAACACCAAGUUUCCGCACUAGAAUUACAACCGCCACAACACCAGCAACUACUGAGUCAUAUUCAUCAACAACUGUUUCACAGUUCAAGAGUUGCCGAUACAUAGGUUCUUUUGGAAGACACAGGCAACGUAAAAACAUAUGGUGUACACGUAAAUGUAACAAUGGAUACUGUCCAUCCAAAUUAUGUAGAUGUUAUCCAUUGACAUGCCACUCAAUAGGAAUAUACGAAAACCAAAGAGGAUUCAAUGAAUGGUGUACCAACAACUGCAAACGAGGUUAUUGUCCAAAAUCAUUCUGCAAGUGCACAAGACAGAGUUUUGCUUGAUUGAAAUUGUUUACCUGUAUGAGCUACCAUUUCUAUUUAAACUUUCAUAUUUAUUUUGAAGUUGAUAGGGAGGGGUUUUUAAGGCCACUGAUGAUUACAACAUAUUUUUUUUUAACUUUUUCUAUUUCAAUAAGUACGUUUUACUUUCAUUCUGUACUUUUUUUUAACUUUUAGAUUGAAUAUUUUUUAUAUUUAUAUGUAAUAAAGUUUAAGCACUGCU
Mytilus californianus (California mussel) is the source of this 4182-nucleotide messenger RNA. RefSeq names its product neurogenic locus notch homolog protein 1-like. Bases 81 to 3962 code for a protein of 1293 amino acids. Gene Ontology annotation, molecular function: Wnt receptor activity; Wnt-protein binding; calcium ion binding. Gene Ontology annotation, biological process: non-canonical Wnt signaling pathway; canonical Wnt signaling pathway. Gene Ontology annotation, cellular component: plasma membrane. The record is from RefSeq and is a predicted model, not a curated record. The transcript is spliced from 27 exons. Lineage: Eukaryota; Metazoa; Mollusca; Bivalvia; Mytilida; Mytilidae.